AACGGCGCACCAUUUAUGGAAUUGAGGUCGGACUUGCGCGCGAAAAAUGAAAGUGACAAGCUCGCGGGCAAGCAAAGCCUGGCACUUGACAAGAGACGCGUCGAGAGACCUCGACCACGGAUAAAUGUAAAAAUGGCACGAAAGGACGAAGUCAAAAGCCUAUUUUUCAGGCUUUUCGAGAAUCCACAUGAGAACUACCAGGAUUUCGAGGAAACUCUUCGACAGGCCAUCAAUUCAAAGAAAAUCUCGACGUUAUCCACUAUUCUGGAACCCCUAAAUGAUAUCUUGAGUGGACAAAGUACAGUACCAGAAAAUGAGGCGAAAACAGCCCUGGAACAAUUCAUUGAAUUAGGCUUUGUGGAAAAGUUAUGGCAGGCGUUCAUUGCAGUUGUCGACAUACCUCCCUCUGCGGAUUCCAGAAAGACCCUUUUGGCACUGUUAGAGACAAUUAGUAUCAUCUCAGAAAGCUCUUUAGCUUAUAAAUACAAGCUGAGACCUUUCCUGCCAUACUUACUGAGAGAUGUUGUUGUUAACGACAGUCAUCAAGUGAGGUUGAGGCUUAAUGCGUUGAAAUUUUUGAACAGUUGGUUUGGAGAAAGUACAAGUGUACAGCAAGACAAGGACGAGCUGAAACAGGACAGGAAAAUACACGAAGAAACGGGGCAGCUUCUCUCCGCAUCUGGAGAUUUUGAGCUCCAAGCGUCAUUAUUGGAAUUGGUGUUUCGACUUUUGGAAGAGAGUGAAAGGAAGAAAUGUAUCUCAAAUUGGUUUGAAGAUGAGAACUUGCAAGAUGCGUUUGGCGCCAUCAAUCAGGAAGAGUUCGAAGCAGGCUGCCGGAGAUUUUUGAAUCUGUUAAACACUAGCUCCGGGGAAAGACAAAGAGUGUUCUCCUUCCCCUGUCUUAAUGUGCAAAUCGGGGAUAAACAGGUGCUACUUGCAAAGGACGAGAGCCUCUCCAGCCCAUGGGUCGACUUUAACCUUGGCAGCAAGACGAUCACGUUUUUCGUUGAAGAUGAAGAAGAGAGCCCUCAGGGAGGCGAAUCGCUAUGGGAGACUGCGACCAUCAAGCCGGAAGAUGUAUGGGACCAUCGACUUGAAAAGACCUCCCAUCGACUUCUGCUCAGAAUGAAGUUCAAGAACCCUGAAUAUCGACUGGCACCUAGCAUUCAGCCCUGUGGAAAAGAUACCCUCAACAUUGCCUUUCCCCUUUCCUGUGAUCUGAUGCUUUUUAAAAAGAUUCUGGAGCGCAUGAAUGUGGCCCCAUCCAUCGUAGACAAGGGGGAGUACACCCCGUCUCCUAAGGCGUCAGUCUGUAUUAAUACAAUACACGUGGGCAACCGACUCAGAGGCAAUAUGACGAUUGUGCCAACGCCCACAGCAAAGCCUCCGUCAGUUCUUUUGGAAGGCGACCAUGAUGAGGAACAACUUUUAGUGCCCAGCACGGAAGGCGAACAACCUUCCAGCCAGCUUAGCGAAAAAGCUUCAGAGGGUGAUGCCUUGCCAAGUGAUCCUAAAUCUAUAGACAGAAUCCCGCCGGAGAGUUCAACCAAGGAAUCGGAGAUACCAUUAGAGACCAGUCAGCCAUCGGGUCGCUCCCCAGCAGUGAAAGUGGGGAACGUGAUCUCUGACAUGCGAACGAUCGCAUCUGAUGACAACACCCCAUCGGGUAGCGACCUGAGAAGCGAAACUGAGAAAUUCCCUGAAAAAGGCCAGCCUGAGAAAUCUUCUAAACAUGAUCAGCCUGAGAAAUCCCCGAAACACGGUAGCGCAGAUAAUGACUCCGGUGAUACCUCGGGUAAAUCGCGACGUAGCAAGUACAAGACGAAAGAAAGGAAGGAUAAUAAAGGCGGCAGCUCUAAUGGGAGCGAUUCGACCUCUGGCGCUAGUUCGGGAAAAGGACGCAAGAAGCGCGCGCUCAAGUCGCCACUACCUGUAGUUGUUGUUCAGACUCGUGGGAAGGCUUCCUCUGAAGCCAAUGCUAAUGAUCAGCCACCGGAGAAGAAAGCGAAGAAAUACCCAAGUGCAUUCAACGUGGACAAAAGGAUGGAAAAAAGGCGACAACAGCCGGAGCAGUCCAGCCAAUCCUUGACUGAGAUCAAGAAGAAGGUUUUCGGUACAAAAGGGACAGCGUUCGGAAAGCGACCAUCCCCGACCACGUUGGCACCGAAGCGCGCUAUGGAUCCACGCACAGGUACUUACAAGCAGAAAGAGGUCACUUUCGUAGCUGCGCCUUCAGCGAAGCAGAGACGUCUGUCUCAGCCGGUCUUCUCCAGCACGUCUAGCUCGCCGGAUCACAACGAUCUUACUUCGCCCGGCCAUGAUGACAAUGAGAGAGAGGUGAUCCAGGAUUCACUCCCGAUUGAUAGUCCGGAGAACGAGAUCCCAGCUCGUAGAAGAUCUUCUGGCGACGCUGAGUUGUCCAGAAAAAAACACUCACAUCGCAUGACUAGCUCCGACUCGGAAAUCCUGAAGCAUAAAGCUACGGCUGCACCUAAGCCCAAGCGAUUGUUCAAAAAGACGCGAAAGGAUGGUCCAACUACUCGAAGUGCGUUUGUUAAGGAGAAAGUCGGUGUGUUUUCAGAAUCAUCAUCUUCUGGCACCGACUGGCCGGGUCUGGAAAAGACGCCUGGACCAGUGUCUGCACUUAAUCUGAUUCCAGACAAGCUACUGCCAAGCAGUCACGGGAAAACUAAACGGCGCACAAGGGGCUCUUUGGGUGGAAGGAAGAAGGGUAAAAGGACUUCAAUCAGCCCUGCACUUAAAGCCAUCAGCGAAGAAAACACUCCUGGCUCUAAAAACGGCAAGGAAGAAUCCGAAAUUGACGAGCCCUAUGUAGCAAGUGAUUCAGAUGACAGUAGCGGCCUUUCCAAGCCAGGAUCAAAUGAAGCGCCUAUCCAAGAUGAAGAUAUUCAAAAACGGUCUUCCACGAAAGCGCAGAAGAAUCGAACCCCCGAUGUCACAAAUUACAACAAAGGCUUCCAUUGUGAGCAGACUGAUAAAAUCAACGACAAUUUGGAAGGCAUCGAAAGUUACCCCCUAAGCAUAAUGGAAGGGGAAGAGGUUCAGAAAGUGAGGAAAGUAAACGAAAGGGAACAAGAUCAGCAUGCUGGGGAGACAUGUAAGCCAGUGGUAUGGCAAGGAGAGUACGACCAUGAGGAUCAGCUUUCCUCGGGAAGAGAAGAAAAAGAAGACCCACAACCCGAAAAUAAAAGUGAACAUGUCGAGCAAGAAAAUAGUGAUAGACACAAACGGAGAAGACAACCAUUACGUUGUCGGAAAAGGAAUGUUUCUAAAGCUGAUUCUGACAGUAAUAUCAUAGAAGAUUCAUAUGCCAGAGACUCCAUCAAGUCCAUUAAUACAAAGAAAAGACAGCCCUCGCCACUUGAAAAAUAUGACGGUGAAGAGGAACUUUGUUCUAGUAACGACAUAAGUGCAAGUAGUCGUAGAUCAAAGCUGAGGGCGCUUCAAGACCACAAUAAAUGCUUGUCGGUGCCUCCUCUGAACCCCAAAACAGCACAAGCCUUCACAAAAGACUUCGCAGAAAGGUGUAGAGAGAAAACUCCCGACGAAGAUGUUACCUAUGAAGAAAUAAACUCGCCUGUUUCGCCACAUCAGAAGCAGAGAAGACCAAAAGCUUUAGCUAAAGCCGGCCGUGUGCGCAAAGGGAAAUCACCUCUAGAAUUUUAUACAGAAGAGGAUCUAUCUCCUAUACAAUACCAUAACGAGGGGAAAAAUACAUCACAAAGUAGGAGUUCCACACCAGUCGAGUCGGAAAUUGAGGAAACCACCGAGAUGUUGGAGCUACGAAAGCUUUGUGAGGAUAUCACAACUCUGCCUUCGAUGACGCCCAAAACGCCAAUUGGAACUACAGACCCCUCCCGUACUUGUAACCAAGAGAGCGGACACCUUUCGCGGGCCCAGAGACAGCAACGCAGGCGCGUUACUUCCCCAAGCAGAAGCCAGUAUGAUCAAGACGAAGAUCACGAUGAGCUAAGAGAUGGGACAAAUGCGUCACACGGCUUUUGGUCAACCAUGAAAAUGAGUGAGAGACUUAGGCGUGCAAGUGAUGACACAUGUGAUGAGAUGAGAAGAUCGCGGCUGGAAGACUCCGGUAUUGGAAUGACUCCUGGGUCGGCACAAAAAAGCACAGGCCUUCAAGAAAAGCGCUCAGGGAAGAGUAAGAGUAAAAUACGCCGUACAGGGGAGCUUCAAGUAACAGCCUUCCGCAAGACACCUAUCACACCCGGGACAUCGGCCAUCAUGAAGAGAAUCGACGAAGAAUACGAGGAGGCGAGUGAAGACGACCAAGAAGAGCAAAAUACCAAAGGUGGACACAAAAAGAGAUUCUUUGAUUGGACAUCGUCAGGUCCUUCUCGUAAAGAGACCACAUUGCAUAGAGGUGACGAGGAGGAAGAUGAUGUGGAUGAAACAAUUGUAGUAGAAGCAGAACAGAAGCGAGUCAAGGCACCAAGUACGACAUCGCAUAAUCCGCAUAUCAAGCCGAGAACGUUGUUCCCAGAACGUUCCAAAGCUGUCAGUCGAGAACAGUAUGAAGAUGAGCCAGGCUAUGAAUCUGGACCAGAAGAGGAAACUGUUAGACUCGAGAUGAACAGUAUGUUCUCUGGACUUUCGGGAACCAUUGUUAAAGCAAUGCAACGUAAGCGGCAAAACAUGAAGCGUUUUUCGGAGCAGACCCUCAAAAGAGCGAUGGACACCAUCAACAGAUAUUGGGAGAGAGACCAGUGUCGUAGGGACAAGCUUGUGAAAGACUUCAGGCAUGAUUUUGAGAAUGAAAUCACAGGGCUCGAACGCGAGUUAGAGAAGAACCACAAGGCUGAAGAGCAGUUCUUGGUGAGACUUGAGAAACACGCCAAGUUACUAAGUUCUCAGAGAAUUAUCCAAGAAAACAAAAUUAAAGACCUUCAGAAGAUGUGCACUGUAUUUGAGAAGGAGAUGGUUAGAGAAUCACAGAGCCACAAGGCUCAACAGGUUUCGUUUAGAGAUGAGCUUAAAGCCAACAUCUUUGAGUUACAGAAAAGUUUUUUACUUGAGAUGCAAAAUCAAGACCGCACUAAUAUGAGACGCUCCCUCGAAACCACUUUCAAUUCACUGCUAUAAGACAACAUAAUGCCUUGUAUAUUGGCCGUUCUUUUUAUGUGUGGUUCCAAAAUGUAAAUACAUGCAAAAGAAGAUGAAGAUGAUAUGCAUCUAUUUGCAUUUGGAAUGGUACAUUUAAAGAACGGUGUCUACACCAGGCCAUUACACUGUCUUCUUCACUAAUUGAGGUACAAUGCUUGGUCAUUUACUAGAGUUUUAUGCUGGUGUGCACAUAGCACGGAACAAUUAGUCUAACAUGAAUGUCCAUGGUCUCUUUACCAUGUAACUAUUUAUCUACUUCAUCUAUUUAUACAACUGUUAGUUUAUCAACGAAACGAUUGAUAUGCUUCCAUGUACAAUUCCACUGAUUGUGUUAAUUUCACACUGGGUUGUAUUUUAAAAUAAUCGUAUUGUUUACACUCUACUUUUAAAAUAAAGUUUGAGAAAAUAACCGAUUGAAA
Messenger RNA from Nematostella vectensis (starlet sea anemone), 5558 nucleotides. RefSeq lists its product as uncharacterized. The record is from RefSeq and is a predicted model, not a curated record. The transcript has 37 exons. Bases 16 to 5118 code for a protein of 1700 amino acids. Lineage: Eukaryota; Metazoa; Cnidaria; Anthozoa; Actiniaria; Edwardsiidae.